Messenger RNA from Naegleria fowleri, 840 nucleotides. RefSeq lists its product as uncharacterized. The coding region runs from base 1 to 840 and encodes 279 amino acids. Lineage: Eukaryota; Heterolobosea; Eutetramitea; Acrasida; Naegleriidae. The transcript has a single exon. The record is from RefSeq and is a predicted model, not a curated record.
AUGUACCCUCCUGCUAAAAGAGCUAAAACAAUUAACUAUUCUCACUGUGUAUCUAUUUACCUCAGUAAGCAUAUCGACUCAGACAUCACUGAAUUUAUUACAGAUGCAGUCAAAGAAAAACUUACAUCAUGGUACAUACCUAACGACAAGACGCACGUACUCCAACUUGUCUGUAACAAUCAUGAAGAUUAUGUAUCAACCUUGGGAAUUUUAAACUCACAAUCAACAAGAGACUCCAGUCCAUUCAAAUACGUUGUGACUCCUAUGAAUUUCUCACCAGCUGAACACACCCUCAAAUAUCAUACUUCAUCAUAUGACGAGAUGAUGAAGUAUACUACACACAUUAUCAAAAAUUUUUGGAAAAGAACUAAUGGAGUUAAAGAAACUAAUACCAGUUAUGACAGAGUCCAAAAGCUUUAUAAAAUCAGAAUAGCAGUUGAAUCUCUUGAAGAUAAAGAAUAUUUUAUGGCAAGGAAAUAUUCUGAAUACCGAUCCAUUGACCAGAUCAUAACAGAAUCUAAGCUUAACUGCUCUUGCAAUUUUUCAUCCCUCUACACAGAGAAAGAUAUCAAAACUGCGAUACAAAAGAUGGUGGAAAAAAGCAACUGUGUCUUCCAAUCAAACCACUUAGAGAUUAUUAACAAACCUAGCCCAUAUCGCCCUGGAGAGCAUUAUUAUAUAGCCAAUUACAAAGCAACUAAUGUUGCAGAAUUGGAAAAAAUUACAAAAUUCCCAACAAGUAUCACUCCACCAAAUGGCACAAAACCAACCUCAAAAAAACUCAUAUCUACAACCAAAUAUUUGGUAGAAAAAUUCAAAAACAACAAGAAAACGAAGUGA